CGUAUACUGAGUUAUCAAUCCAUUUUCUCUGGUGGAUUAUUUGCAGUCAAGUCUGGAUCAUCUAUGGACUGUAUUUAUUUUGUUUGAUGUUUUUUUCCUGUAUGUUAAGAUCUUGAGUAUAAAAUUAUGAGCAUUGGGCAUGGAAUGAAAGGUCGUUAUGGGCAGGAAUUUAAUGAGUAGGAAUGCAUUGUGGCGGAUGAAUCUUGAGUGUAUAAUAAUGAAAAGCAAGAUGGGUGUCUAGUACGGGAGUUCAUGAAUUGUGGGUGAACAGUAUUGAAGGUGGUCUGUGGAAGGAUUAGAUUGAUUAAAUUAGGGCAAUGGUGGACGGCCACUUAUAAUAACGUAUAGUUUGUCUGUCUGUGCACGGGCUUUUGGUGUGGGGUGUGUGUCCCACGCUGCACAGUUGUAGCUGCCUGCUUAUCUCCGCGCACAAAGACAAAGCUAAAAGGAAAAAGGGAAGAGUAUAGAAAAAGGACCCAAAGGACCUAGUUGAGAGCCUUCUUCUGCAAGAGAAGGAGGAGGAAUACAAUCUAAAAAGAGGAAUUCCGAAAUGUCAUUUGGCUCUCACCGGGAGAUAAAGAGGGUAGAGCAAUGGAAAUGGGCUGAGAUUCAGGGUCUCGAGCUCAUUGUUACACCGCACAAAGUUUCCCCACCGGCAACUUCAUCAUCGCUUAGCCCAAUGGAGGAACUAGGAGCUACUUCAGGGGAUCAUUCUGCUGCAGGGGAUGGUUCUGGGGAUCAUUCUCAAGGACAAAAUCUUGGUAAUGAAGUGAAGGAGGAGGAGAAAGCUCCAAGUUUUCCCUUCUUCAAGUUGUUUGCUUUUGCAGAUGGUCUGGAUUAUGUGCUCAUGGGUUUGGGCACCGUUGGGGCAAUUGUUCAUGGGAGUUCUCUGCCUGUGUUUUUGAGGUUUUUCUCUAGCCUGGUUAAUUCUUUCGGUUCCAAUACUGGGAAUCCGGAUAAGAUGAUGCAGGAAGUACUCAAGUAUGCUUUCGAUUUUCUGAUCGUCGGAGCAGCGAUCUGGGCCUCUUCCUGGGCAGAGAUCUCGUGCUGGAUGUGGACUGGAGAGAGGCAGUCUGCCAAGCUGCGAAUUAAGUAUCUGGAAGCUACUCUGAAUCAGGACAUCGAGUAUUUCGAUACAGAUGCACGCGCGGGAGACAUCAUCAAUACUAUCAGCUGUGAUAUUGUGGCUGUGCAAGAUGCAAUUAGUGAGCGGCUUGGAAAUUUCAUACAUUAUAUGGCAACUUUUGUAUCGGGAUUUGUGGUUGGAUUCACUACCGCUUGGCAACUGGCUUUGCUGACGCUUGCUGUGGUGCCACUGAUUGCUAUUUUUGGGGCUGUUUACACUGUAACGCUAACCAAGCUUUCAUCAAAGAGCCAGGAUGCUCAUGCAGAGGCUGGCAAAAUUGCAGAGCAGACCUUGGCUCAAAUUCGCACGGUUUUCUCGUUCGUUGGUGAGGAGAAAGCUAUGCAGGGUUAUUCUGCGGCACUGAAGGUCGCUCAGAAGAUCGGCUACAGAAGCGGGCUGGUAAAAGGAUUCGGACUGGGAGCCACUUUUUGCGUCAUCUUUUGUUGUUAUGCGCUGCUUCUCUGGUAUGGAGGCUUGCUUGUCAGGCACCAUGAUACUAACGGAGGAUUGGCCAUAUCAACAAUUUUUUCGGUCAUGAUCGGUGGAUUGGCUUUGGGGCAAGCGGCUCCCAGUAUGACGGCAUUUGCCAAGGCGAAAUCUGCUGCAGUGAACAUAUUUCAGACUAUAGAGCACAGGCCUAAGAUUGACAGAAAUCAUUCCACUGGAGCUACAUUACCCACAGUCAGUGGUCAAGUGGAGCUACGAAACGUGAGCUUUUCAUAUCCAUCCAGACCCGAAAUGCCCAUUCUCAGUGGGUUUUCACUCAACAUUCCCGCGGGGAAAACUGUCGCCAUGGUUGGGAGGAGUGGCUCUGGAAAGAGUACUGUAGUUGCUCUGAUCGAACGAUUCUACGACCCCAUUGCAGGUGAUGUGCUGCUAGACGGUCACAACAUCAAAACUUUGCAGUUGAAAUGGCUUAGGCAGCAGAUAGGACUGGUGAGCCAGGAACCGGCACUGUUUGCAACGAGUAUCAAGGAAAACAUGCUGCUGGGAAGAGAGGAUGCCACACAGGUGGAAAUGGAAGAAGCCGCUCGGGUUUCUAAUGCCCAUUCGUUUAUCACAAAGCUUCCGGACGGCUAUGAUACACAGGUUGGGGAACGAGGAGUACAGCUAUCUGGAGGUCAAAAGCAGCGCAUUGCAAUAGCCAGAGCAAUGCUCAAGAACCCCGCCAUACUUCUUCUAGACGAAGCCACCAGUGCUCUGGAUGCUGAAUCGGAAAAACUGGUCCAGGAGGCUCUUGAUCGUUUCAUGAUCGGGAGAACAACUGUAGUUGUGGCACAUCGUUUGUCAACCAUCAGGAAGGCCGAUCUGGUGGCAGUAGUUCAGCAGGGGAGCAUUUUGGAAAUGGGAACUCAUGACGAGCUUAUAUCAAAGGGCGAGGAUGGGGCUUACGCAGCGCUUAUCAAACUUCAAGAGAAUGCCAAUGAAUACGGUGGCAAUAAUCCCAGGAAGAGUAGUGCCAGGCCAUCUAGUGCCCGGAAUUCUGUGAGCUCGCCCAUAAUUGGAAGAAAUUCUUCCUAUGGACGAUCGCCGUAUUCCAAGAGGCUUUCGGAUUUCUCGACUUCCGAUUUCAGUACAUCAGUGGAAGCCAAUAUGGCUUACAAAAUGGAGAAAGUGCCGUUCAAGGAGCAAGCAGGAUCGUUCUGGAGAUUAGUUAAAAUGAAUGCUCCUGAAUGGGGCUAUGCUCUCAUUGGCUCUGUGGGAUCCAUGGCCUGCGGUUCCAUUAGUGCUCUGUUCGCUUACAUUCUCAGCGCUGUGCUGAGCAUUUAUUACAAUCCGGAUCCCUCUUAUAUAAAAAACGAAAUCAGAAAAUACUGCUAUAUUUUGAUUGGUAUAUCCUUUGCAGCCCUGGUAUUCAAUACAUUGCAGCAUUCUUUUUGGGAGAUUGUUGGAGAGAAUCUCACCAAACGCGUCCGAGAAAAGAUGUUUGCAGCUAUACUGAGAAACGAGGUGAGCUGGUUUGAUCUGGAAGAGAACAACAGCAGCCAAGUGGCGGCGCGAUUGGCCUCGGAUUCAGGCAACGUAAGGUCGGCCAUUGGAGACAGGAUUUCCAUGAUAGUGCAGAACACGGCCUUAAUGCUAGUAGCCUGUACCAUAGGCUUUGUAUUGCAGUGGAGGCUGGCAUUGGUUCUCAUUGCAGUUUUCCCAGUUGUGGUGGCCGCCACACUUUUGCAGAAAAUGUUCAUGAAGGGCUUCGGGGGAGACUUAGAAGGCAACCAUGCCAAAGCCACCAUGAUCGCGGGCGAAGCAGUGGGAAAUGUCCGGACAGUGCAGGCAUUCAAUUCAGAGCGCAAGAUAGUGGAGCUACUCAAGGCAAAGCUAGACGCCCCAUUGAAGAAAUGCUUUUGGAAGGGGCAGAUAGCAGGGAGCGGAUUCGGGCUCGCCCAAUUCCUACUCUACGCCUCCUACGGCAUUGGCCUCUGGUACGCUUCAUGGCUGGUGAAACACCAACUCUCAGACUUCGGUAAAGUGAUCAGAGUCUUCAUGGUGCUCAUGGUGUCCGCCAAUGGAGCCGCAGAAACUCUGACCAUAGCGCCGGACAUCGUAAAAGGAGGCAGAGCAAUCCGUUCAGUUUUCCAAUUGCUGGACAGAAAGACGGAAAUUGAGCCUGACGACCCGGAGGCAGUAAAGGCAACGACUCUGAAAGGCGACAUCGAUCUCAAACACGUUGAAUUCUGCUACCCAUCUCGACCAGACGUGCAGGUCUUCAGAGACCUCACGCUCAAGGUACGGCCCGGCAAGUCUCUGGCACUGGUCGGUGCGAGUGGCUCCGGGAAAAGCUCCGUGAUUGCGUUGAUUCAGCGCUUCUACGACCCGGUUGGGGGCCGAAUUCUGAUUGACGGAAAAGACAUCCGAAAAUACAACCUCCAAUCGCUUCGCCGCCACAUUGGACUUGUGCAGCAGGAGCCUGCCCUGUUCGCCGCCACCAUUUUCGACAAUAUUGUGUACGGCAGAGAGGGGGCCACUGAGACCGAAGUCAUCGCCGCAGCAGAUGCCGCCAAUGCCCACAAAUUCAUCUGUUCUUUACCAGAUGGUUACAGGACAAAAGUGGGUGAGCGUGGCGUGCAGCUGUCAGGCGGUCAGAAGCAGCGUGUGGCCAUUGCCAGGGCCAUACUCAAGAAUCCCUCCAUACUUCUUCUCGACGAAGCUACGAGUGCUCUUGAUGCAGAGUCUGAGAAGACCGUACAGAAUGCCUUGGACCGGAUGAUGAAGUCGAGGACGACAGUCGUUGUGGCGCACAGACUUUCCACAAUUCGAAAUGCCGAUGUAAUUGCAGUCAUAGACGACGGUAAAGUGGUGGAACAGGGCUCCCACAAGCACCUUCUUCACCAUUAUCCAGAUGGGCAUUACGCCCGAAUGAUCGAGCUUCAGAGAUUCAACCAUUCUGCCUCCAUAUCUGCAUCGGCUUCUGCAUCCACAUCUUAGGCAAGCAUGGCUAGCAUUCUGGUCGUUUGAUUUCCUCCCCCACUCUCCCACCUUUUUUUUGGUUUAUUAGCCCAAAUCUUGUUUUCCUUCCCUUUUGCUCUAGUUUAUCAGCAGCCUCGGAUAAUUAAACAGUGUUGGAUCAUUUCAAUCCAUUGUACACAGACAAGCCCCCAAGUUUUCGAUUUGAUAGGAAUCCAAAUUCAGUAAUGGGCGGGUACUAUGAUUCUCAUUCCUGUUAACUACGGAAAUCACAGAUGUUUUUAUCUAGCCAGCACUGUAACUUGCAAGCCCACAAGAUUUCAAUUUGAUAGCAAUACAAAAUCAGUAAUGGGCGGGUACUUUACUUUCUUCCAUUCUCAUUCCUGUUAACUACCAGAAUUUACAGAUGUUUUCAUCCAGGAAUGUAAGUUGUAACCCAGAUUUUGGGUGGCAGGAAGUGGCAAAUUCCAUUCAAGUCCCCAACUGCAAGUCACUUCACUUUCUCUUUUUGUUUCUCUAUAGAAACUAUAUACAUGUAUAUCUAAUUUUGUUAAAAGAAUUGGCUACGCAGUACAAGAAUGAAUUUUUAUC
Cryptomeria japonica (Japanese cedar) is the source of this 5122-nucleotide messenger RNA. RefSeq names its product ABC transporter B family member 1. Gene Ontology annotation, biological process: transmembrane transport. Gene Ontology annotation, cellular component: membrane. Bases 551 to 4552 code for a protein of 1333 amino acids. The record is from RefSeq and is a predicted model, not a curated record. The transcript has 11 exons. Gene Ontology annotation, molecular function: ABC-type transporter activity; ATP binding; ATP hydrolysis activity. Lineage: Eukaryota; Viridiplantae; Streptophyta; Pinopsida; Cupressales; Cupressaceae.